GGAGCGUUGAUUCCCAUGUACAUGUGCAUAAAGUUGGAAAUUGAGUGCGCCCGGCUAUCGCAUGUUGAGAAUGUUAGCAACAAAGAGCUUCAUUAAGUAUCUUCUCGUAAGACCUGUGAUCAUACCACAAUGCCGGCAGAUGUGCAGUGGACAAGAACCGCCAGCGAAAGUUGUUUCGAAUCUUGAAAAGUCAAUCAACCGCAUUACCCUUUUGGGCCGAGUGGGUAUUGAUCCUCAGCUUCGAGGGAGCGAUGCGAGUCCCGUCGUUGUAUUCACUCUAGCGACGAAUCAUAACUAUCGUUUCGAGACGGGAGAAAUUCAACAAAAGACUGAGUGGCACCGUAUUUCAAUAUUCAAGCCGCAUUUACGUACUACUGUUUCACAAAAUGUAAGAAAGGGUCACCGCGUUUUUAUUGAUGGAAGGCUUGUCUACGGAGAAAUCAUCGACGCCAGGGGUCUAGCUCAUACAACAUCUACAAUUGUCGCUUCGGAUGUGAUUUGCUUUGGUGCUAGUCCAGAAGCAUGACAGAAACAGGAAGAAAAGAUGAGUUGAUAUAGAUUACAAUAGAAUUCUCAUACAAGAAUGGUCGUCCUGGAAUGAAAGUGUUAUCCACUCAAAUACUAUUAUGCUACUGUGCCUGUGAUGUAUCUUUAAAAAACCUUUAGCAGAUGUACUGUAUUGUAAUAUUACAUAAUAUAUAAUAAAGUUCAUACAAAGUACGUUUUUUCUAUAUCAUCCUCAGAUUUAUUUGAGGAGCGAAAUAGCAAAGCGUCUCGGCGUAACUUACAUUCA
Varroa destructor (honeybee mite) is the source of this 793-nucleotide messenger RNA. RefSeq names its product mitochondrial single stranded DNA-binding protein (gene mtSSB). NCBI's taxonomy places the organism in Eukaryota, Metazoa, Arthropoda, Arachnida, Mesostigmata, Varroidae. Gene Ontology annotation, biological process: mitochondrial DNA replication; positive regulation of helicase activity. Gene Ontology annotation, cellular component: mitochondrial nucleoid. The record is from RefSeq and is a predicted model, not a curated record. Gene Ontology annotation, molecular function: single-stranded DNA binding.